AGAGCGCGGUGUCCCGCGCGCGCCAUUUCUUUCCCUCCCAAGCAGUCAAGGAGGAGAAGCGCAGAUCUGAGAGCGAUCAACCGGCCAUGGCGCCGCCCACUCCCCCCGCCUCUGCUGCUUCGCACACUGCCGCCAACAAGCAGGAGAAGACGAACAAGAAGAAGGUCACCCCCGUGCAGGUCGCCUUCCUCGUCGAGCGCUACCUCGCCGACAACGGCUUCCACGCCGCCCUCUCUGCCUUCCGCUCCGAAGCCGCACACCUCUUCAAGCCCCACCACCACAAGCCACCGCCCAAGGGUCUCCUACCCCUAGCCGACAUCCUCCACGACUACAUCGCCCUCAAGGAGGCACGCAUCGCCAUUGACUCCGCAAUGCACGCAAUGCACAGCCUCGUCUCCACCUACUACUCAUCCUCUUCCCCUUAUACUCCUCCUAUGCUUGUGCCUCCUCUGCCUGCUCGUGCUGGCCAGCCCUCCUCUCCCCCGCUCGUCCCGCCGCUCUUCGUCGCUCCCCCCACCGCCUCAUCUUCGUCGCCCCCUCCUCAAGGCACCGCUGGAUACGCUUCACCCGUCGUGCAUCACUACGCUCAUACAUCCACUGCAGUUGUUGUCCACAACUCAUCAGAUAUGUCCACCCCAGCUCCCACCUCUUUGCCCACUAAAAAGAGGAAGGCUACAAGGUAUGCAGGAAAGACUACAUCAUCCUCCAAGAAAUCUUGCACUGCACCAGCUACAAGCUCGCAGCCAAAAGGUAAAACUGUAGCUGUAGCUGUAGCCUCUCAAAUGUCAGUUGAUAACCCGGAGCAGAACGCUGCUCAACCAAGUUCAGCUGAACAUUCAGUUAUGGCAAAGCUUCCUAUCCACACUUCAUCUGUUGCGAAAAGCUUAUUCAGGCCACUCCAAUCUCAAGUCCAUUCUUCUCCUUGCACACUGCAACAAUUCCAUCCUGUAGAAGAUCAGCCCGCAGCUUAUAGAACUGAAAGGCCAUCAUCUGUGGUUGCAAAUGCUCAUUCCCAAGCCCAACAGGACAUUGCUUCCUCCCAAUGCUCUAUAAUUUCUUCCAAGACUCUUAUUAUCAGUCCUCUCAAAGGGGGCGCCUACUAUGCUGUUGAGAGGAGUUACAAUGUCAGCUCCCCCUUGAAAUCAACCACCCACAAGUCAUCCAAAAGGGAACAUGUCAAAGGCAAGUUGAAUUUUGAUAGUACUGAUGCAAGGCCAGGUCCAACUGAGCAGAUUUGUGAGAAGGCCUCUACUUCCUCUGAUGGAGACAAGCAAGAUGACUUUGAAAUUGAUUUCACAAAUCUCGACAUAUUUGAUGGUGAAUUUUCGUUUUCUGAGCUUCUACUUGACUUUGAUCUUGACACUGAAGGUGUUCAUUGCCAGAACCCUUCCACAUGUGCUGAAGUUCAAAGACUGGAGCCUGUUGCAAAGAGUGGUUAUGUGACAGGAGAUCCAGAUUUACCCGAUUCAAUGAAGCCGAUGGCAGCAGAUCCCACUGAAGAUAUCAAUUCACAAGGAGCCACAUCUGUUACUUCUGUCCGUGCUAUAACUAAGAGGAUAAAGAUUGUCAGCCCUGUGAAGGGCCGCACAGCUUCUCAGAGCAGCAGAUAGAAUUUCGCAUCUAACUGACAUAAUCUAGAUGGCCUGAUAAUUCAUUACAGUAUGUUAAUGUAAUGACCAAUUGUACAGCAUUGAGGGCAUUUUCAGCACCAAGAGGAUGCACUGCUUCCUGUAGCAUGCUUGUAGUUUUUUUAUGGCAUUGGUUAGCAUUUUAUUUUCAUGUAAAUGCUAAUAUUGCAUUACUGAUUCUGAGAUGAAUAGUUGGUUUCUAUCAGAAGUUUGCUAUUCAGAUCGUGUUUUUCUAUGCUUUGUUUAUCAAAUAGCUGUUGGACCCACGCUAAUUUGGAGGUAUGGUACUUCGUUAACUUAUUUUGUAAGUGUUGUAUCCAUAUAAUUCACAAUAUACAAUUAUGUACCAUUGGAUUGAAUGUCUUAACUCAUUCCUUAUGCAGAAUAGAGGUACAAAGAUGCAGGAUGGACAGCAUCCAGCAUGUGAGAUUCAUCGACCCAUAUCAUGUAAAUCUGACAAUGAUCAAAUCCGAUUAAAAAAACCCCCGAGGAUUAUGCAUUGAAGUGUAUUCUGGAACUAC
Phragmites australis (common reed) is the source of this 2149-nucleotide messenger RNA. RefSeq lists its product as uncharacterized. Lineage: Eukaryota; Viridiplantae; Streptophyta; Magnoliopsida; Poales; Poaceae. The transcript has 6 exons. Bases 87 to 1610 code for a protein of 507 amino acids. The record is from RefSeq and is a predicted model, not a curated record. Gene Ontology annotation, molecular function: protein binding.